ACAUCGGUAAGAUUUUGUCAUAGCUUGUUUUUUUUUUUUUUUUGUAAAAAUGGCUAAAGUUAGGGAAUGGAAAGCUUCCUAUUAUGUGGAAACCAAACGAGUGUGGGUAUAUGGUAGUCUUUUCAUUAAUCCCCGAUUCAUUUGCUUUACGGAGGAAUCGGAAGCGAGUAACCGAAUAAACUUCAAAGUCUAUUUUGGAGAGUUCCUUGAAAUCAAGAAAGAAACGACGACCGUAUUUUAUUCAGCUUUGACAGUUCGCACCAAGGACAAGAAACACUGGUUCUCUUCACUUCAAAGUAGAACAAAUACCUUUAAUGUACUUGAACAUUUUUGGAAAGAGGCUCUUUUCUCAACAUCAAGUGAAAGUCCCAGUAAUCCUUCAGUGUCACCAGGUGGACAAGAGCUUCUAAACCUUCUCAAUGACUCUGCGACUGUCCUCUCUACUUCAGCAAGAGCAAUUGAAAGACAAGGAAAGCAAAUUGACCAUGCUUGCCAAACAAUGAACAAGCUGCACAAUGAUUUGGGAGUAGCAGAAACUCUAAUCCACAGCUUAGGAGCUUGGGUUAACCAGUGGAACCUAGAAACCCCUAAUAUUUAUAUCAAUGUACCUGAAACUACUGAUGAUAUUGCAAAGACAGAGUUCCCUAUAAUCUAUGCCAAUGGUAGAAAAUCUAAAAAAGAGCCAGGAGCAGCAGUUCUCUCCAACCACAAAUUAGAGAUCUUUAAUGCAGAAAGGCAAGCGAUCUUCGAAUUCGAAUUGAAGAGAGUGAAUGAAAUCGUUAUACAUACACCCUGGGAGAUGACCAUUAACAGGGCAUCCAUUGGUCAACCAGACUGUCAUGUUAUUAUCAUGUCAGCAAGACUUGUUCAGCUACUUAGUAGGUUAGAAGUGGCUAUUGGUUCAAAGAUGAUAUUUGAGGAUCCACCUGAGGGAGUGUCAAAGGCAUUAAACAGACAUAGGAGUGAUGAUGAAUUAACAAAUAGUCUACAAGUUGAUGAGCUCAACAAAGCUUCCAGUUCCAGUAAAGGUUUGAAAACAGUCAGUGACAGAGAAGCAGCAGAAAUGACACAGAUUCUGCAGGACAUGAAGUCUAUGGCUCUAGGAAUACAAAAUGAGCAAACUAGACAACUUGGACAGCUAGAUUGUCUCUCAGAUUCCCUUGACAAAGCAAAUGAAAGGGUUAGAAAGGAUGCCAAAAACAUUAUUAAGUUACUAUAAAGGGGGUUUUGAGCAGUUAGCAGAAGCAUGAGCUAUUGUUGUUGUAAAAUUAGUUGUUGUAAGGGAAAAAUAUUGAAAAAUCCAAGGUGACAUUUAUUUAAAACAAAUUUAAUACCACCCAUCCUUUCAUGUGUAACACUCAACCCCUCUUGCUAAACUACCCAUUCCUUCUGUCAUACCACCAAUGUGUUCUUGUAUACCAAUAAUGCUUUUGUAUAUCACCCUUCCCUCCUUGUAUACCACCCAUCUCUUUUUGUGUAUCACCCAUUUUUUUUGCAUGCCACUCAUUCCUUGUUGAAAACCACACACCCCUUCUUGUAUAUCACCCAUCCCUUUUUGAAUACCUCAUAUAUCGCCCUAUCGCAACUGGAGCCAACACUUAAGAAGACCAUUCUGGAUUUUUCGUACUUUAAUAUAAAUUAUAGUCGAACUGAAAUUAAAUACAAAUACAUGAUAAGUCGCUGAAAUAAACACAAAGUCUAAGUAAUUUUAACUAGUUUCUACUCACAUUUGUGUUUCCAUGGCCAUUCAAUCUUUGCCUUAUGCAUUUAUUAGUUUGAAUGGUCCCUAUAGACUUAAAUUGGCCAAUGAAAAAAGGUUCUAUUUUAACUAAGUAAGUUAAUCAUAUAACACUCCAAGUCCCACGGGUCAUUAACGUGAUAGUCCUAGCACUUAGCAUAUAAACGUGAAAAUGUUCAAAACACCUCCAAAAGUGUUUCAAGUCCCUACAUGUUAUGAUUCUUCUAAAACUACCUUGCAUAUAAGGAAUCUUGAAUUGUAAUUUACAGUAACUAUGGGUAAAAACUAAUCAAGUUUAUAUUUUACUGAGAACAUACAGUAGCUUUAUUUCCUCUUAAAAAAGUAAACAAUUUCUUAAGAUUCCCAUUAUAUACUACAAAGUGUAAUAAUAAGUAGAGUGAACAGCAGCCUUACUUUGUUGUUUAUUUUUAAGAAAUCUAGGGGGAGGGUUUGGGGAGUUUAAACCCCCCUUUGGGCUGCCAAAGUAAAUUGAUAUGUGUAAAAGAUGCUUUCAUAAAUGAGCAUUUCUCUAAGUGAAAUGCACCUACCAA
Messenger RNA from Nematostella vectensis (starlet sea anemone), 2289 nucleotides. Its product is annotated as synaptosomal-associated protein 47. The coding region runs from base 50 to 1219 and encodes 389 amino acids. Gene Ontology annotation, molecular function: syntaxin binding; SNAP receptor activity. Lineage: Eukaryota; Metazoa; Cnidaria; Anthozoa; Actiniaria; Edwardsiidae. The transcript has 3 exons. Gene Ontology annotation, cellular component: plasma membrane; SNARE complex. The record is from RefSeq and is a predicted model, not a curated record. Gene Ontology annotation, biological process: exocytosis; synaptic vesicle priming; synaptic vesicle fusion to presynaptic active zone membrane.